Molecule: messenger RNA, 1558 nt
Organism: Microdochium trichocladiopsis
Lineage: Eukaryota; Fungi; Ascomycota; Sordariomycetes; Xylariales; Microdochiaceae
Exons: 2
Coding region: 1-1374 (457 amino acids)
Biological process (GO): cell differentiation; negative regulation of transcription by RNA polymerase II; anatomical structure morphogenesis
Molecular function (GO): DNA-binding transcription factor activity, RNA polymerase II-specific; RNA polymerase II cis-regulatory region sequence-specific DNA binding
Source: RefSeq, a predicted model, not a curated record
AUGGAUUUCAAGACGAUGCAUGAUGCUGCGUAUGAGCUGAUGUGUGUCUUGAACUUCAAGGAGGACAUCAACCCGCAGUACCAAAAGAAAGAAAAGAAAAGGCCUUACAUGCCGCUCCCUCUUCCCAAAGUCGUUCUCCAGACCUUACCAAGCUCGUCUGCGAUCUUUGAAAUAAUCUCCACGCCGCAUGAAUCACAGCUUAACACCCGUGUCAAACCGCCUACUGCCACCGAGCAAAAACAAGAGCCCAAAGAGUGCUCUGGUUCGAAUUCCGCUUCUCAGAAAGGAACGAGGCCCAAAGGACCAGCAAAUGGCGUCCAGAAGUCCAGAGUCAAGCCAAAGAAGGAUGACAGAUCCCUCGCGGGGCGCAUCGAAGCUGCCGAAAUGCAAAAAGAGGCCCGGGAAAUUGGGCCGUGGUCGAAACUCUUCCACGGGAGAGAAGAGGCGGCAGAGCUGCAGCACAGGAUUUGGCAGCUCGUGUUUCGUUCAUCAAAAAUCCGCAGGCAGGAAUGCUCCAAGAUUGGGAAGGGCGGAAGGGAAGAGUCAAAACCCAAGCGAUCUAUGAACAGUUUCAUGCUCUAUCGAAAGACAUAUCAGGACGCGGCCUGCGCCUAUUUCCGCAACCACCACCAUCAGAAGAUCAGCCAGCUGUGUGGUCUGGCUUGGAGCCUCGAGCCGGUCGAAGUUAGGGCUACAUUCAGCGCCCUGGCCGUUUUUGAGCACAUUGCGCUGUACGAAGCCUUCCCAGACUAUGUAUUCCAACCGAUGAAGAAUGAAGAAAAAGGAAAGAUGACGGGACGAGUCAAGAAGGAACAAGGUCACGGCGUUGGACUCACGGCCAACUUAUCUGCCACCACGAUCCGACAGCUCCAGCGUCAGCCCAUCACUGCACGGCAUUUCAAUCAACUUGCCCACAGGCCGCCGUACGGACAGAGUAUCGGGAAAUUGCAUCAUGCAGCGCCGAAAACCAUGGACGUUACGUAUUGGAGGCCUCCAAUGGCGCAGUUGGGAACGGCAAACCGAAGGCCACCGACCAUGGACAAUUACUAUAUUCAGAGCACUGGACUCUCAAACAGUCUAUCUACCCCUGGAGUGGGCCUCGGCUAUCCUCAGCUACCCUUCGAUAGCACCUUCAUUAACGAAUUCAUGGCGAUGGGCGUCAAGAGCGAGUCUUCACUCUUGGAUGAGAAUGCAGCUACCAUUCUCGGCUCGGGCUCUCUCAGCAGUAUGUCUGGAACCCACCCAUACAUGCAAGGGACAUUUCCUUUGAUAGCACAGCAGUUUGACGGGUUGACGGGGGGAGAAUUCGGGACGCAUCUUGGAGACUACGGGCUAGUUGACGAUAUCAAGUGGGAAGACUAUCUGCACUGUUAGGAGCAUUCAUUCGGAGUUUGGUUUGCCAUGCAUUUACCACGGGGCGAGUUGCGGCGUGCACAGGUCGGGAGCUCAGCAUUUCACGUUGUCUCCCCCCUUAACCUCCCUUUUGUCGAACAGCAUUAGCAUCCAUGGGCCUGGAGUUGUUGCAUCAGCAUGCCCAAGGCCUCCGGCGUAGCAUAUG